AUGCUACUCGAGGCCCGCCCCCAUCCCACGUGCUCCUGCAUCCUUAGGGUCCACGUGGACCACACGCCCACGCUCGGAGAAAACACCUCUCUCGAGGCUCGGGAGCUACGGGCCCGAGUGAGGGCGCGAGGCAUCAUCCCUGGCCAUGGUGCCAGGGAAGUUGGGUGUGCCCCAGGAGACCUCACGGCAUCGAGCAUUGCCAGUCCUGGGGACAGUCAGGCAUUGAGCAGUGGAACGAGCUCCAUUUCACAGCCACCUAACACUGGUAUUUCUAAUGAUGACGGUGGACGCACCUUCACGGAAAGAGGCAAAGUCAGACGGGACGUCAUAGAUUUGAGUGUCUGUACCAGGGAGAAGUUGGCACAUGUGAAAGAUUGUAAAGCAGGUUCUAGUGGAAUACCUCUGCAGCUGGUUACGAAUCUCUUUAGUUUAGAUUUGCCCCAGGAUUGGCAGCUGUACCAGUACCAUGUCACAUAUAGCCCGGAUUUAGCCUCUAGAAGGCUGAGGAUUGCAUUGCUUUAUAGUCACAGCAAACUCUUGGACAAGGCAAAAGCAUUUGAUGGCACCAUUCUUUUCCUCUCAGAAAAGCUGGAUCUAAAGGUCACAGAACUGACAAGUGAAACUCAAAGAGGUGAGACCGUCACGAUCACUCUCACUCUAACGACCCAGCUGUCCUCAAGCUCCCCAGUGUGCAUUCAGUUCUUCAGUGUCAUCUUCAGAAAGAUCUUUAAAAAGUUGAAAAUGUACCAAAUUGGACGGAACUUCUAUAAGCCUUCAGAACCAGUGGAGAUCCCCCAGUACAAAUUGUCCCUGUGGCCUGGGUUUGCUGUUUCUGUGUCCCGAUUUGAAAGCAGACUUCUGUUAAAUGCUGAUGUGAGCUACAAAGUCCUCCGAAACGAGACUGUUCUGGAAUUCAUGACUGAUCUCUGCCUCCGAACUGGCAUGUCCCACUUCACUGAGACGUGCCAGAAACAGCUAGUGGGGCUCAUUGUCCUUACCCGAUACAACAACAAAACAUACCGUAUCGAUGACAUUGACUGGUCUGUGAAGCCUACUCAUGCCUUUCAGAAACGGGAUGGCUCUGAGAUAACGUACAUGGAUUACUACAAGCAGCAAUACAACAUCACUUUAUCUGACCUAAAUCAGCCCGUGCUUGUUAGUCUGUUGAAAAGAAAGAGAAAGGAUAGUUCAGAGCCUCAGAUGGUCCACCUGGUCCCGGAGCUCUGCUUUCUCACAGGCCUGUCUAGCCAGGCAACCUCUGAUUUCCACCUGAUGAAGGCGGUGGCUGAAGAAACCCGGCUCAGCCCUGUGGGACGGCAGCAGCAACUGGCCCGGCUUGUGGAUGACAUCCAGAGAAACCAAGUGGCUCGAUUGGAGCUUGAGACCUGGGGACUGCAUUUUGGAAGCCAGAUAUCCCUGACUGGCCGGGUAGUUCCUUCUGAAAAGAUACUGCUGCAGGACCACACAUGUCAGCCUGCAACUGCUGCUGAUUGGUCCAAGGAUAUGCGAACUUGCAAAAUUUUGAGCUCUCAGCCUCUGAGUAGAUGGUUGAUCGUAUGCUGCAACAGGGCUGAGAACUUGAUCGAAGGCCUCAUGAGCUGCUUGAGGAGAGUUGGAGGUCCCAUGGGAUUUAACGUGGGUUACCCAAAAAUCAUAAAAGUAGACGAAAAACCAGCAGCAUUCCUUCGAGCCAUCCAGCUGCAUGUCAACCCUGAUGUUCAGUUGGUGAUGUGCAUUCUGCCUUCUAAUCCGAAGAACUAUUAUGACUCCAUUAAAAAGUAUUUGAGUUCUGACUGCCCGGUCCCAAGCCAGUGUGUGCUAACCCGGACCCUGACUAAGCAAGGAAUGAUGAUGAGUGUGGCCACCAAGAUUGCCAUGCAGAUGACCUGCAAACUUGGCGGAGAGCUGUGGGCCGUGGAGAUUCCAUUGAAGUCGCUGAUGGUGGCGGGUAUUGACAUCUGUAGAGACGCCCUCAACAAGGAUGUGGUGGUUGUUGGAUUUGUAGCCAGCAUUAACUCCAGGAUCACCAGGUGGUUUUCCCGAUGUGUUCUUCAGAGAACAGCAGCUGAUAUUGCAGACUGCCUAAAAGUCUGCUUGACUGGUGCUCUCAACAAAUGGUAUAAGCACAACCAUGAUUUGCCCUCGAGGAUAAUCAUAUACCGAGACGGUGUGGGAGAUGGGCAGCUAAAGACAGUUUUGGAUUAUGAAGUCCCACAGCUGCUGAGCAGUGUGACUGAGUGCAGCUCAGGUGCCAGCAGCAGCAGACUGUCAGUGGUUGUGGUCAGGAAGAGAUGUCUGCUACGGUUCUUCACCGAGACGGGCCACACUGUGCAGAACCCCCCACUCGGCACUGUCGUGGAUUCUGAAGCAACACGUGCUGAGUGGUACGACUUCUACUUGGUCAGUCAAACUGCUAACCGGGGGACCGUUAGUCCCACCUACUAUAAUAUCAUCUAUGAUGACAAUGGCUUGAAGCCUGACCACAUGCAGAGACUGACGUUCAAACUGUGCCAUCUCUACUACAACUGGCAGGGCUUAAUCAGUGUCCCUGCACCAUGCCAGUACGCACACAAGCUGACCUUCCUGGUGGCACAGAGCAUUCAUAAGGAACCAAGUUUGGAAUUAUCCGAUAAUCUCUUCUACCUAUGACAGCUAAGCCAAUAGCAUGGCUCGAUGGAGACGCCCAAAAGAGCAGUUGCUAUAUUUUGUACAAAUCUGCACUUGUUGCCUAAAGAGCCUACUUUUAAGUAUUGGGGAGCAGAGUUUUUUGUUUGUUUGUUUGUUUGUUUUUUAAAGACAGAUGAAACAGUUCAGAACAAAUCUACCCCCCCUGUGUCUUUUAAAAAAAUAGCAAAACACCAAAGUAAUGGGUUUUCUUAUGGCUUUUUUCAUACAUACAUGUCAUUUAACUUUGUCCUUGUUUAUUGUUGUAUUUUUUUAAUAAAAGCAAAUGCUUGAGUAAAUUCUCACUGUGGCAUUUAGGAUGUAUCAACACAGUUUGCUAGGUUCUAAAACAAUGUUUGCUGGUUUUUUGAUGGAUAAGUGAGAUUUAACUUCUUUCCUGAGGUUAUCAGACUUUUUCUAAAUAUGAAAAUAAAGAAAAUA
Messenger RNA from Cricetulus griseus (Chinese hamster), 3105 nucleotides. The record is from RefSeq and is a predicted model, not a curated record. NCBI's taxonomy places the organism in Eukaryota, Metazoa, Chordata, Mammalia, Rodentia, Cricetidae.